Messenger RNA from Vitrella brassicaformis, 6694 nucleotides. Lineage: Eukaryota; Vitrellaceae. The record is from the annotation of a GenBank genome assembly.
GCCGUUGGUUGAGUUUAAAACGUCAGUCAGUCAGUCAUCGCGUACGUAUCAAAGACUCACACAUGCACUCACUGCACACGUGAGCGCUCUGUUCUGUCGGACACGACUGGCUGGCUGGCUGGCUGCACACAACGGACGGACGGACGGACGGACUCAAGUGCUUUACAUAUUCUACUAUGUAGGCACCAGCUCUACUUCAUUCACAGGCCACAAAUACGUAAGUAUGUACCCCGCACCACCCAUCCCAUUCGCCCAUCCCUUCCUGCCUGCCUGCCUGGCUGCCUGCCUGCCUCCAUCAAUCAGGACAGACAAAGGGGUCAGUCAACACAUGAGCAUGGUCACGGCCCGAAGUCGACAUUAAGGGCAUCGUCGACUGCAUCCGUGGGCUCUCUCUCCUCCUCGUCUGCACCACUGCCGCCUCCGCCCCUGUCCCUCUGGCGGGCUUGCUGUGCGGCCAGUGUGCUCUCGAAUAUGUCGACCAGCUGCGCCAGCUGCGCCGUGGAGAAGCCGUCCAGGCGGCUGAAUGCCGACAGCGCCCACCUCUUGGCCAGCUCCCUGCCGUCCUCCUUGUCCCCUUUGCCUUUGUCCCUGUCCUCCCAGAGGUCGGGACGCGCGAAGGCCCCCACAGAAAUGAGUGCUCUGAGGGCCGUGAGGAAGCGGACGUCGCUGAGUUCGUGUGCCUUGCCCGUUGGCCAGAGGAGGGCCUGUGUGCAUCGGUGGAGGGCGGAGGCGAAGAGGGGUGCGGGGAUGUGGAUGGGGUCCACCUCGGCAAAGGCCAGCAUGACCGACGGCAGCCUGUCAACCUCGAUCUGCGGGCCGUGCUCCAGUGCCGCACGGUACGCAAACCUCGCCAGGGCGUCUGCAGGGGUGGCCGGCACGGGUGCGUGGUGGAGGGACGGGUGGAAGUACACAGGCCCCCACACUUCCUGCGGCACCGAUGCAGAGACGUGGUGUGGCCGGGCCGGCUGCUGGGCCGUCCAGUUCUGAUAGGGCGAGAUCCACCUCGGCUUGAUGGGCUCGGGCAGCUCGGGGCUGACGAGUGAGGUAGCCGUCCCAGACCCAUCCAGCGGGUCAUCGGCGGCAGAGGGGCCGGGCUGGCUGGGGAAUGCGAUGGCCGAGAGCUUCUCGGGUGGGACGUUCUGCGGGCGCCCGAUACGCGGGUUGUCGAGCAGGUCGGGGAGGGCGGGGGCGAUGUUGGCCAGGACCAUCGGGCCCAGCAGCUUCUCGUCAGCGGUGAAGAGCUGCAGCAGCCGGUGGACGAUCUUGUCGGCCACAGGGCUCUUAAGCAGCAGCUGGUCCUUACGCAGACCAUACUGCAUUGCACACACAGACGAGAACACACACAUGGGACAUAUAUUCACUCGCCCUCCCGUCUGUCUGCCUCAGUGACUGACUGACAGACCAGUGUCCGGGACAUGUGGACGGCGUCAAGUGUCGGCAACUGCGUGAUAAUGACCUCCUCGAAGGGCGUCAGCACCAAGUCGUCGAAGGUCCCCGCCGACCGCAGAUGCCAGGCAGCCGACGCCAGCCGCCCACCAUCCAUCGCCAGCAGCAGCUGACGCAGGUUGGACAACAGCUGCUGCGACAGUGCCUGGUUGCAGGCACAACAGCCCAACGACGACAAGAUGCACAAGAAUGAUCGUGCGAACGAACAUGCGGCUGGUUGUGCGUGUGUUACCCACCCACCGGGUCUAUGUGGAGGGCCAUAGUGGUGGCUCUGGCGAGAAAGACGAUCUUGUUUCUAUCCAACAAGACAUCGUCGCUGUGCUUCAUGACCUCCGGCACCUUCUGCGAGGACAGACAGACAGACAGAAACCAGCUGCCGCCUCUCUCUUGUCCCUUGUCUGCUCCGCUCCCUCCUUGCCAUCCGUCCCACUGACCGCAGUGAUCUCGGCCAUGGCGUCCCGAAACCUCUCGCCCGGCUGGGCUCUCACGAUGUCCAGCACCUCAUGGUAGUGGUUGGUCGCCAAAAAGGGCAACUCAGAGAAGGCGUGACGCAUCAUCACAUUCAUCGACUCCUCCACCCGCCCGCGCACACCAGCAACCCAUUGCUGCUCAUCGGCAGUACCGCGGUAACCCAUCAGGCCAGACGGCUCAUCAGAGGGGGGCGUGUAUGCUCCCGGCCCCUGCAGGCGUGUGAGUGGGAGGUUGGCGGUGAUGUUGAGUGCGGUUUGUAUGGCCUCGAGUGUGUUGCCGAUCUCGAUGUGGUGGGCCUGGGGUGCCAGUCGGCAGGCCUGGCUGGCGAGGACGUCAUAGAGCUCGAGGUCGGUCACACCCAGACGAGUGAAGGCCCACAAAUACAGCAUCACAUCCUGAUGAUCCAGAUAGAUAACGUGACAGACAGACAGACAUGGGUAUGUAUGUGUGCUGUACACCAACGCCUUAAUGGACGGACGGACGCAUCGCAUCUGUCAGAUCCUGCCGCCCCGCCCCGCGCACCUGUGGGGUGUCUAGGUCGUGUGUGCCGGACUUGAUGUCGUGUGCCAUGAGUGUGAGCAGCUCCUGGUGAAAGCAUCCCGCCUUGGCCAUGGACCACACCAGCAGCGCCACCCAGUUGUGCUGCAGCAGCGGGUCGCACGCCACCACUCGAUCCGCUAUCGAACCAAACAGGUCCGUGUCCUUGGCCGUGUAACCCAGCUUGGCGAACGAGUAGGCCACCACACCGAUGUUCAGGUGUGUGCCGGGCCGCUGGUGGGACUUGAGGCGCUUUGGCCGCCGGGUGAGUGCCGGGCUGUCUGGGGGCGGGUUGGGGUCUGUGAAGUCCAGGUAGUACCUGGCGGCGCGGUCGAGGAACUUCUGGUGGCGGAAGCCGCGCUUAGCCAGCACCCACAGCAUCACCGACAGCUCAGUCGGGCCGCACUGAUACAUGUCCCUCUGAGCACACACACACACACAUCCAUCCAUCCAUGCGCUCACGGGUGCCCGCUUCCCCUUGUGCUGUGUUUGGGCUCACCUCGACGCAUUUGAUGAGGUCCGAGAGGAGUUGUGAGUCGAGCCACCUGGCCUUCUGGAGUGCCCAUGCGAGCAUGGCGGCAUCGACCGACUGCAGAGAUGAGGCCCCCACCCCCGGCCCCUCCCUCGUCGGGUCGAUGGCCAGCCUCCGCUGCACCUCCCUCUUGGCCUCCUCCCAGAAGGUGUCCUCCAUGUAUCCGCUCCUCGCACACGCCCACACCAUGUGUGUGAACCACUUGCUGUUGGGCAUCUCAGACAGCCGCCCGGAGCACUGCUUGAUCAGCCGGUCAAACACCUCCGGCACCACCACCUCUGCCCGGACCAGGGCGUUGGCGAGAGUGCUCAGCUCGCCCAGCGUCAGCUCGUUGCGCGAGGGGGCGGGGAGGGGGUACUGCUUGUACUCGUCCUGGUCUUUGAGGGCGAGGUCGCACACGUGCAGGUACACCUCUGGGCGGCUGUACCCCAUCUUGGCCAGACACCACAGGAGGAUCGGCAGGUCGUACAGCACCAGCCCGUUCGUGCCACCCCUCGUGUCGUUCACGAUGCGCGCCGCGACCGCCUCGGUGAGCUCCUCGUGUGGCUGCUCCAACACGGCGAAGGCCCACAUGAGCAUCGACAGCUCCUUGGACCGCAGCCGCGACACGUGGGGCACCACAGCGUCGCCGAAGUACUUGAGGAGCUGCGGGCAGUAGACGCCGGCGGCCGAGAAGGCCCAGGCGAGGUUGGCGAUGUCGCGGACAGUGAAGGCCGAGAGCCGCCGGACGCUCUCACGUGCCAGCCGGCCGUACACCUGCCGCAUGCUCACCUUCGGCAACACGUCAGCCGAUACUCCUGCUGAUGAUAAUGCUGUGGGUGUUUGCUGGUCUCCCCGCUCCUCAGGUGAGAUGGGUGUGGCCGCGAAGAGGUCAAGGUCGGCGAGGUCGACGACGUCAUCGCCCUGCGCAUCGUCUGAGUACCGCUGUGCCGCCCGGAGUCUUGUGAGUGCCCAGGUCAUCAUGACGAACUUGCGGUUGAACUUCUUGGACAAGUCGCUGCCCUGCAAGUCCUUGUCCAUGGCCGGCAGCGAGACGGCCACCCCCCUCUCCUCAUCCAUGAGCUUGGCGUAGCCCCUCUCAGGCACCUGCAGCCCCUCGCCCGUCGCCAGCUCGUGCAGCAGCACCGUGGCGAAGUCCAGCACCUCUCGCGGAGCCACCUGGGUGCUCAGCUGGUAGUUGGCCGGACCCGCGCCCUGGUCGUGCCACAAACCCAAAGACACCCAUCGAGGAUGGAAACCGUCAGACUCGCUGUGAUCGAGGGGCGCCCCACCCCCGCGGCCGUCGAUGUCGUCCACCCCCUGCUGGUCCGGCGCAACCACGCCUCGCGGAUCGAGGACAAAUCCCACGGACGCCCACGCGAAGAGGAUCUCGGAUAUGUCAGACACCGGCAAAGGACUCCGCUCGUGCCGACAUCGCGCGACGAUGGCGAGCAUUCGCCAGGUCUCAUUGAGGGCGUUGGCGCUGUCACGUGCGCGCGACAGGGCCCACAUGAGUGUGGGCAGCUUGAUCUUCUCGAUGAGCUCGCGAGAGGGCUGCGAAUCGCUUAUCGACGUUAGCUGCUCCACCAGCUCCUUGCUCCUGUGGUUGACCUCCGACGCCAGUGCAGUGAAGGCCCUCGAGUCCACCACCCCCACAAAGGCAAGCAUCCACAGCAGAGACGUCAGCUCAGUCCACGACAGGCGGCCCAGCGUGUGUGUGCUAUCGCCUUCAGAUGACGAGAGGAUGACGUCGUCGAUCAUCCGCAAGAAGACGCUCUUCUCUCCAGUCAUCCCACGAUAGUGCAGAGCAACAAUCAGGUCGGCGAGCGUCAUCAGGGGCAGCUCCCGAAACCGCUCCGGCGGCACCUGAGCCAGCUGCGUGAUGGCCUCCUUCAUAUGCUCAGCCGCCUUGGCAGCGGCGCGCGCCACCCACCGCAGAGGCGCCUUGUCCCGGGCCUGCUGCCGCCCCCUCUGCCGCGGUGGCUCUGUCUGCCCUGGCUGCAUCUCCCUCUCAAUGAUAACAAGAAAGACCCUCUCCACCGAUCGCCAGAAGGUCUUGUCGCGGCACCCCAGGUCAGCCAUCUUCCACGCGAGCACACAGAGGUGCUCAGCGGAGCUGCCGACGGGCCAGCUGGGGUCUUUGAGGCCGUCGGCAAGCGCAUCAAUGGCGGGGCUGGCGGCGUGCGCGAGUCUUUCCAGCCGCUGCCGGUCCAGCAGGCCGAGUCGUCGGAAGAUGUUGAGGACAUGCCCCGCCUUGGGCAGCUGCCACAGCCGCGCGGCGUCCCUCUCGUAUACUUCCCACGCCUGGGUGAAGAAGCCCCUCGCUGAAGCAGGCAGGCUGUUAAAGGCGGCAUUGCCGACCUUCCCCGGCCUCCUGCUGCUGUCGAACAGCACGUAAGAGCCCAGGCGGUCGUCGUGGCGUGUGACGUGUGCGUGUCCGAAGUAGGUGUCGCGGAGGAGGGUGACGAAUCGGUGGAAAUCCUCGGGCCCCAGCUGGUCGAUGGACGACGCAAAGGGCUGCAGAGUGUGCUCCAGCAGAGCGGGGGUCACCUUGUCGGCCAAACGGAGCCGAUGCAGCACCUCUAGAGCCUGGGAAAAGGUGAACUCAGACAGCCUGCAAGGACACAGCGAGGCAGAUACGACCUAACCUCGUGACCCGGGAGGAACGCUCUUGCUUACCUUGUCUGGAGCUGUUGUGCAGUGGCAUCCAUGAGAGCGUCAGUGGUGUUGGUCGGGGCCCAGUGGUCAGGUCGCCCUCUACGAUAGUGCGCCGUUGCCACCGCCCCCGCCAGCAGCCGCACAAGGUCGCUGUCUGUGGCGUUGAUGUGCUGCAGAGCCGCACUUUCCACUCGCUGCACGGCGUCCCUCACGGUGCUGCCGACAUUCCACCCCCGCCACAGGUCCUCCUCCCGUCUGUGGAUCAUGCGGACGAGGCGGCCGUAGUCCCCCACCUCCAGCUUGUGCAGCAGGUGGUCGUCCAUCAGGGUGAGGCACGUGACGGCAAGGAGGUCCUUGGUCUUGCUCCGCCGCUCGUUGAGCAGGCUGAAGACGAUGUGCGCCGUGCUGUUGGCAUCCACACUCGCCCAUUUCUGGCGGAUCCGCUCCUGCCGCUGGCUCAGCAGCGACGAGUAGCUGGGGCCGUCUUCGUUGAACCGUUGCAUGUUGUUUCUGAGCCGCCUGCCGCGGUCAUAGGCGAAGAGGACGUUGAAGGGCGACAGCUCGUCCAGACGCUCGUCGACAAACACUGCAAACGACGGGACGUCCUUGCAAGCCGUGAUCUGGUCCCGCACCGCCCGCUCAGAAUCCACCCUCCUCAGGUCAACCAGGCCGCCAGCGGCACCACCACUUGAGUCCCCGUUGGCGAGAGUGGGUGCGCUGCUGGGCAUGGGGAUGGCAAUCGGCAGCGACACUCUGGCUGGUGGUGGCUUGGUCAGGUCCACCGCAGAUCUCCCAGCCGCCGCUCGUAGGGCCGGUCUGCCGCUCUGCUCGCGCAUGCCCUUCCUGAUGGGAGAUGGCGAGCGGGUCAAGGACGUCGUGAGUGAGUGGGGACUCGGAGGGCGGUACGAGGCGGUGCGGAGGGGCAGCAGGAGGGCCACGGAUAUGACGCACAAUGAUGCUGAAUCGAGAUGCAUGCUGCCGGUGUCAGCGGACCUUCAGCAUCAAAACAUGACAGAUACAGAAGCGUGGUAGCGAUACCAUCCGAGCCCUCCUCUUCCGGAGAGAGAGCGG